AGCAUCUACCACGAUGUCCACGGUUGGGCGCACGGGCCGAAGCAAUAGCAGCGUUGCUAAAAACGCGAACGCCACGAGGAAGGCGCAAGGGGAUGCCUCCUCCUACCGCGGACAUCGUACUCCCCUCGCCCGUCCCCAGCGCCUCCUCUUCGCCUCCUCCUCCUCCUCCUCCGCACCAUAAAUCCCCCUCUCCACCCUCCUACUUCCCUAUCCGCCUCCUCUCCGCUCCCAUGGCCGAAAACGAGGAGGAGGCGGCGGCGGCGGCGGAGGAGGAGCUCUCCCUACUCCCCAUCCAACCCCUCGAAUCCAAGCGCCGCGUUGCGAACGAAGACGAUGAUGGCGAGGAGCGCGCGUACGAGGCGAGGGAGAAAAUCGUGGUGGCGGUCGAUGGCGAGGGGGAAGGGGACGAGGACGCGGACGAAGAGGGAGGCGGCGGCGGGGGAUCUGUUCCGCCAUUUUCAUGGCGGAAGCUAUGGCUCUUCACGGGGCCGGGGUUCCUGAUGAGCAUCGCGUUCUUAGAUCCGGGGAAUUUGGAGGGGGAUCUGCAAGCGGGGGCGAUCGCGGGGUACUCGCUCCUGUGGCUGCUGCUGUGGGCGACGGCGAUGGGGCUCCUGAUCCAGAUGCUCUCGGCGAGGCUUGGCGUCGCCACGGGGCGGCACCUCGCGGAGCUCUGCCGCGAGGAGUACCCCACGUGGGCGCGCCUCGCGCUCUGGUUCAUGGCCGAGGUCGCCAUGAUCGGGGCCGAUAUCCAGGAGGUGAUCGGGAGCGCCAUCGCCAUUAAGAUCCUAAGCAGAGGGUUUCUCCCCCUCUGGGCUGGGGUCGUCAUCACCGCCAUGGACUGCUUCAUUUUUCUGUUUCUUGAGAACUAUGGAGUAAGGAAACUAGAAGCUGUAUUUGCCCUUCUCAUUGCAACAAUGGCCUUUUCCUUUGCUUGGAUGUUUGGUGAAAUCAAACCUAGUGGAAAAGAGCUUCUCAUGGGUAUUUUAAUUCCAAAAUUGGGCUCAAAAACCAUAAGGCAAGCCGUUGGUGUUGUCGGCUGUGUUAUUAUGCCCCACAAUGUCUUCCUACAUUCAGCUCUUGUACAGUCAAGAAAAGUCAAUCCAAAGAAAGAAACCCGUAUUCGUGAAGCCAUUAGAUAUUACUCAAUCGAGGCGACUGUAGCCUUGAUUGUCUCCUUCAUGAUUAAUCUAUUUGUGACAACAGUUUUUGCAAAAGGAUUUUAUGGUACUAAAGAAGCCGGGAGUAUAGGUCUUGAAAAUGCUGGACAGUAUCUGCAAAAGAAAUUUGGUGGGGGGCUGUUCCCUAUUCUUUACAUAUGGGGAGUUGGGUUAUUAGCUGCUGGGCAAAGUAGUACGAUAACGGGCACUUAUGCUGGACAAUUUAUAAUGGGCGGGUUCUUGAAUCUUCGAUUGAAGAAAUGGGUUAGGUCGUUGAUCACUAGAAGCUUUGCAAUUGUGCCGACUAUCAUUGUGGCUCUGUUCUUUGACAGAUCUGACUCUGCACUGGAUACUCUAAAUGAGUGGCUUAAUGUGCUCCAAUCAGUUCAGAUCCCAUUUGCCCUUGUUCCGCUGCUGACCUUGGUAUCAAAGGAGCAAGUUAUGGGAGUAUUUAAAAUUGGUACCAACACUCAAAUUGUAACCUGGAUGGUCGCUGCUUUAUUGAUAAUAAUUAAUGGCUACCUCUUGUUGGAUUUCUUCUCUUCUGAAAUACGUGGCCUGUUGCUUGGCUCUUUUGUCUCUGCAGCUAUAGCUAUUUAUGCCUCAUUUAUAAUUUAUCUCAUUCUCCGCGGCAGUGAGUUUUCAACUCGGCUUUUCUCAGAAAUCCGAAAGAGAUUCUUAUGAUUAGAAUUUAGAAGGAUAGUGACAUAGUGAACUCCUCUCUCCGUCACCGGAAUGUAGAGAGCAUAAGUUUGAAUUACCAUUAUUUUUGGGAUACAGGCGACAUUAUACAGCAAAGAUAUGAAAUAUCGAAGAGUAUGGCCUCUUGUAUUUCCAUCCAACAAGGACUCACAGAAUGCAGCAAUAGACUAAAUUACAGGACCCCCUUACAAUUAUCGAGUUUUUCUUUUUUCCAUCAUGAGAUACUGAUACUUGUAUAUCACCCUCACACCUCCUUCCUGCAUGUUCCGCCUAGAAAGACGUAUUGCUAAUGGAGUAGAAUGGAGGCUACAAUUGUUCAGGGGGAAAGUAUGGCGGAUACAUAAUUUUUGGAGGGGGGCAUGUAGAAGGGCUUUUCUUGUAUUUUGGAAUAAUAAAGUGUGGCAGCGAAAUUAUGUGAACGGAAAUUUUGGCUUACUCGGCUGCUGUGUUGAAGCAGCCAAUAUUUUUGUAAUAAUACAUGUUAUAUUUCACUUCUUUCGGUUGUAACAGAUUCAUGUCAUCAGCUGAGCCAAUUCAUAUAGCCAUGUACUAAAUAGGUAAUUCUGGACUACAUCAUUAUAGAGUAUUAUUGCCUUUGCCUAAAUACUGUAUGUCAUUACUUUUUCCUGUAAGAAUUUGAACAGUUGUGGAAGAGAAGAACGAUACUGGAAGAGGAAUAAGCAAAUUAUAUUUGUUUGCCGAGCC
Messenger RNA from Ananas comosus (pineapple), 2564 nucleotides. RefSeq names its product metal transporter Nramp6-like. Bases 93 to 1841 code for a protein of 582 amino acids. The record is from RefSeq and is a predicted model, not a curated record. Gene Ontology annotation, molecular function: cadmium ion transmembrane transporter activity; manganese ion transmembrane transporter activity. The transcript has 4 exons. Gene Ontology annotation, biological process: metal ion transport. Lineage: Eukaryota; Viridiplantae; Streptophyta; Magnoliopsida; Poales; Bromeliaceae. Gene Ontology annotation, cellular component: membrane.